Arabidopsis lyrata subsp. lyrata is the source of this 878-nucleotide messenger RNA. RefSeq lists its product as uncharacterized. The transcript is spliced from 3 exons. Bases 15 to 611 code for a protein of 198 amino acids. Lineage: Eukaryota; Viridiplantae; Streptophyta; Magnoliopsida; Brassicales; Brassicaceae. Gene Ontology annotation, molecular function: RNA nuclease activity. The record is from RefSeq and is a predicted model, not a curated record. Gene Ontology annotation, cellular component: peroxisome. Gene Ontology annotation, biological process: regulation of gene expression.
CAUUGAACAUUCUUAUGACUGAGACAAAACAUUCAUUAUUAUGUAAUAUGUCCAUAUUAUUUUUCUUCAAACUUGUAAGUUAUGGUUUUCUUCCAAUUAUUCUAGGUUCCUUUUCCUCCGCCGUCUCGUGCAUCAUUCACGAUAUGUCUUUGUGCAACUCAGCGAAAACUGUAGUGUUUUGGGACAUGGAGGAUUGCCCAAUCCCUGAUGGUCUCGAUGCUCACGCUGUUAAGGAUAAUAUUAGAAUGGGGCUUAAGGAAAAGGGUUAUCAUGGUUAUAUCGAAUCAGUCUCCGCCUAUGGUGAUUAUCAGCAUAUGAGGGAUCGCUUUGGUGGAUUCUAUGUCAGUCACUGGCCCGAUAGAGAUGGGAGACGUACGAUGAUGUUGUUGGACUUUCUCAACUAUAACUUUGGCAAUCAUAACUCACCACCAGUGAAUUUGAUGCUAAUCCUUGGAGACAUCUCAGGAGACAUGGGGUUCAUCGGUGCUAUUCGGGCAAUCAAAAGAAAGUGCAAUGUUCUCUUAUCACAGCCUCAAAACAUAUCGGAGGUGCCAGAUGUACUUACAAAAUGGCCUUGGAAAAGCCUAGCUACUGGAGAAGACCUAAUGUGAAAACUCACAACUUGCUGCAUCAGUCUGAAUUCUAAAUUCACAGCUGUCCAAAUCUAAAGCUCACAACGUGUUGCGGAUCCUUAGAUCUGUUGCAUUAGUUGGUAUCAUGAUUGUUUUUCUUGUUAUAAGGAUUCUGUCCAGAGAAUCACCUAAGCAUCUCUUUUGUUCUUUGUUAUAAAACAUAUGAUCAUGGUUUUGUUUAGCGAUAUCUUGAAUCUUUAUCCUCUUUGGGAUGUUACACACUUGAGAACUUCAUGGAGUUUGUUA